Molecule: messenger RNA, 2106 nt
Organism: Periophthalmus magnuspinnatus
Lineage: Eukaryota; Metazoa; Chordata; Actinopteri; Gobiiformes; Gobiidae
Gene: pdp2
Product: putative pyruvate dehydrogenase phosphatase isoenzyme 2
Exons: 9
Coding region: 154-1773 (539 amino acids)
Biological process (GO): protein dephosphorylation
Molecular function (GO): cation binding; protein serine/threonine phosphatase activity
Source: RefSeq, a predicted model, not a curated record
CACGUAAAACGUACGCUGCGACGUCGCAGCUGCAGCUGGCUUGUUUCAGUGAACAUCUUCAAAUAUUUGUGUGCAUUGCAUUCACAAUUUAUACGUUUUCUAAGUAAUAAUCAAGCUAUAAUCCACCGCCUUAUCAAGUGCAUCUUUUCGGAGAUGUCUGGGCGUGUGUGCGCCAGCAUCCUUCAGAGAGCUUACUGCUCACGGAUCUCCUCUGCAACUGCCUCAUCUCAGUGUUUCCAGCUUGCAGCAUUUUUAUCCAAGCACACGACUAAACACAAUCAGCACUGUUACUUUUCAUCAUGGAUUAACGGAACUGACCAGACGAGCUGCACUAGUGAAAAAUACCAAAUUACAACUCCGAGAGCACGCAGCUUUUCAACCCGUCAGGAUUUGGAGUUUCAACUCAGCCAGGUGCAAAUCAACAGCCUCCUCAGAUCAAAUGAGCAGAGUGUAAGUGUGCCAGAGUUUGAUGGCAGGGGUCUCAGCUCUGUGAGGAAGUUUGAGAGCAACCAGGUAGCUGCCAAUACUCCUAAUGAGGAUCGCCGCAGUGCUGCCACAUGUCUACAGUCAAAGGGGAUGCUUUUUGGAGUGUUCGAUGGCCACGGGGGCUGGGCAUGUGCUCAGGCGGUCAGUGAGAGAUUGCUGUACUACAUUGCUGUCGCAAUGAUGCCAAAACAGAACCUGGAGGAGUUGGAGCGCUGCAUGGAACAGGGCAGAGCUGUUCCUCCCAUACUACAGUGGUAUAAACAUCACUCGGAUUAUAACUACAGAGAGUCAGCGUCACUCUACAUUGAACACCUGCGUGUUUUCUGGCAAGAGCUUCUAGACAGUGAAGAACAUAGUAAAGGCUUGAGCCCUCCUGAUGCCUUGGAUCGGGCCUUCAGAAGACUUGAUACUGACAUUUCUUUGGAGGCCCAGGUUCCUCUUUCAAACAGUUUGAUGAAAAGCACAGCCAUUCAGGUUGCAUUUGCUGGCUGCACAGCAUGUGUGGCUCAUGUUUGCCCAGAUGCUAUCCACGUGGCCAAUUCAGGGGACUGCAGGGCUGUGUUAGGAGUUCAAGAAGAAGAUGGUUCAUGGAGUGCUCAGCCUCUUUCCUGGGACCACAACUCCCAGAAUCCUUCAGAGGUGGCGCGGAUAAGAGCCCAACACCCACAGUCGGAGAGAGAUACAGUGGUAAUGGAUGACCGACUACUUGGGAUUUUGAUGCCAUUGCGGGCCUUCGGUGAUGUGAGGUUUAAAUGGAGUCUUGAGUUACAGCAGAGCAUCAUUUCUAGCCUGGAGUCCACUGUGGACCUGGACUCUCUGAACCUGUACAACUAUGUCCCUCCAAACUACCUGAGCCCGCCCUAUCUGGACGUGUCUCCUGAGAUAACCUAUCACAAGCUGCGGCCUCAGGACCGCUUCCUCAUUCUGGCCACAGACGGACUAUGGGAUGAACUGUCCAGUGAAGAGGCUGUUCGCCUAGUUGGGGAACAUCUCAGUGGGAUUCACCGGCAGGCCCCAGUUACUCAGACGGAGAGACAGUUGAAGUUGGGUAAAUUACAUGAGCUCUUACUGAAGAGGCGCGCUCGAGCAUCCCCAGCUCUGGACACAAACGUGGCCACACACCUCAUCAGACAGGCCUUGGGUAAAGGAGACUAUGGAGAGCUGUGCCAGGAGAAACUAGCGUCUAUGCUCUCCCUGCCCGAAGACCUCGCCCGCAUGUACCGAGAUGACAUUACUAUUACAGUAGUAUAUCUCAACUCUGACCUGGCCAGACCUCAUCAUAGCUAAAGUAGGUUAGGAGGUAGGAACAUCAAGGGACUUGAAAAUUCAGAGUCGUUAUCUGUAUAUCUAUUUUCAGAAAGCAUAUAGUCUAUAGUUCGAAUCCCUUGUUUAAUGCAUGUUACGUUUACAAAAAGUGCCUGAAAAGUUACACAUUUGGAUUUACCAGACAUUUUGACAAUCACGAAGAAAGAAACUUGCGUUUUGUCUUAGCGUAGUUUGUCCUGUUGUAUGUUUGCCCUGUAUUUAUGUAAAAAACUAAUAUUUUAGUAUGUAACAAUCUGUUGUUUGUGAGAUGACUGUUUUAUUGAAAAUAAAUCAGAUUAUUUUUGGUAUAUGGCC